AUGGAAACAGACAAAGGAAUGGAGUGUACCCAGCUCUGCACAUCUGAGUUGGAAAACUCCAUAAUGAUGGGACAAGCAAACCUGGGGAAGAAGACUCAAGAUGCCCUGGACAUGGCACAUCGAAACCAAAUCAGCCCUGAUCAUCGGACGGAAGAGAUGAGACGAAGCAACUCUCAAUCACGCACUGAUGCUGAAACACACGUUUCAAAAGGAAUGAAAACAGAAGAAGUUGUACCAAAUGAAACUGCAACUGCAACCCCACGUGGCUCUGCAACACACAUUGCUGUCGUGAAGGAUUCAAAGAGUAAGCUUAUUGGAACGGGGAAUGGAAGCAAAAAAGAAACAAUACUGAACUCCUCUACACACUCCUCUGUCCUUAAACAAGAUUCGAAGAAUAUGGGAACAGAAGGGGGACGUAUUUUCUAUACCAAAUCCAGCUCAGCAUCACACCGCAGGGGUCAGAACCAGGAUUCAAAGAAUAAGGGAACAGGUGCGAUAAGACUAAAUGAAACCACACCCAGCUCACCCAGUGAGCGAGCCAUCGAUGCCCUUAACCCGGAUUCAAAGAUUCAGGAGACAGGGAAAGGAAACAUUUAUCAAACCAAAUCAGGCUUACGAACAAGCAACAGUGUCCUUAGCCAGGAUCCGAAGAGAAAGGCAACAGGACCAAGAAUAAAGAAUGACAGGAAACCCAGCUCACCAACAGGCAGCAAUGUCCAGGAUCCACAGAGUAAGGCAACAGGAACAAGAAUAAAGAAUGACAACACACCCAGCUCACCAACAGGCAGCAAUGUCCAGGAUCCAAAGAGUGAGGGAACAGGAUCAAGAAUAAAGCAUGACAACACACCCAGCUCACCAACAGGCAGCAAUGUCCAGGAUCCAAAGAGUGAGGGAACAGGAUCAAGAAUAAAGAAUGACAACACACCCAGCUCACCAACAGGCAGCAAUGUCCAGGAUGCAAAGAGUGAGGGAACAGGAUCAAGAAUAAAGAAUGACAACACACCCAGCUCACCAACAGGCAGCAAUGUCCAGGAUCCAAAGAGGAGGGAACAGGAUCAAGAAUAA
Haliotis rubra (blacklip abalone) is the source of this 1065-nucleotide messenger RNA. RefSeq names its product variant surface antigen E-like. Bases 1 to 1065 code for a protein of 354 amino acids. Lineage: Eukaryota; Metazoa; Mollusca; Gastropoda; Lepetellida; Haliotidae. The transcript has a single exon. The record is from RefSeq and is a predicted model, not a curated record.